AGGCUCUGAUGUGACAGGUACCCCGUGACGUCACCAGCUCGCUCCAUGAAUCAAAAACAUGGCGGCUGCCAUGGAGCUGAGAUGCUGGGGAGGAGACUGGGGUCUGCCUUCUGUCCACACCGAGUCCCUCAUAGUUCUGGCGUACACCAAGUUUUCUGGGGCAAAAGUCACAGUUUCUCCCAUAGAUUGGACAUGGAAAACUCUAACAGCCACAGUGCCAGAACUGCUUUGUGGAGACUCUGCAGUGCAAGAACCAACACAGAUACUCAAUUUCCUGAGGAAACAGAGGUUUAAUGCAGACUAUGAACUGACAGCCAGACAAGGAGCAGACACCAUGGCGUACAUCGCCCUACUUGAAGAGAAACUGCGACCAGCUCUGUUGCACACUUUCUGGGUGGAUGCAGAAAACUACGCCAAUCUGACACGGCCAUGGUUUGCGUCACGCUCCCCUUUCCCUCUCAACUUUCUCGUCCCUUGUCGCCAUGCCAACACCGCCCUCUCCCGCAUCCUUCUAACCAAAGGAGAGGCGCCGCUGCACAGAAUCACUGAGGUGGAGGGGAAGAUCUACAGUGAUGCUAAAGAGUGUCUGAACCUCCUCUCCUACAGACUGGGAACAGCAAACUACUUCUUUGGAAACUCACCAACCAGUCUGGAUGCCUUUGUAUUUGGUUUCGUGGCUCCGCUCCAUAAAGCCAGUCUUCCCAGCAGCCCUCUGCAGAGCCACCUCAGACAGCUGGAUAACCUCAUGGGCUUCUGUGACACCAUCCUUGCAAUUUACUUCAGUUCGGACCACCCUUGUCCUCCCCCACCUGUUCAGGAAACAAUGGAUGCCAACCUGCAGAAACUAACUCAGCUUGUAAACAAAGAGUCCAACUUGAUAGAAAAGAUGGAUGAUAACCUUCGCAGCAGCCCUCAGCACAAACCCCACAGACCAGACCCCAAACCCAGUCUGGCCAGUGAGAAGAGCUCUACCCCCGCCUAACCCUUGACCUUACAAUCCCGAUCCAGCCUUAUGAAUCGAGGAGGAACAGCUCGCAGAUGAAAAGGUGCUGCUCUGAAUCUUGACUCCACGUCCUCAAAUCAAAAAAAUUGUCACAAAGCUGAACUGUAACUUGAAUGGAAAAUAACUUAAUAAUUAAUGGAAGACUGAAUGACUAUAUAAUUUUAAAGAAGAGACUUUUUUUACAGCAAGAUAAUGAUGAUAGAUUUCAAAGAUGUUUGUCUCAAAGAGAAGGAAAAGUGCAUGUGUGAGGUUUUUAAAAAGGUUGAGUGCAUGUAUGUGGUAAAGACGGAAUGCUAUGAAGUGGUGCUCAAUGAGAAAGACACAGAAAGUUCAAAGGAAAGAAAAAGGAAAUGACAAGUCCAGCAGGGGAAAGUAAGUGGCACUGUUUAACCUCCGAGUGGGCCACUUGUCCAUUUUUAUUCUUAACAUUUACACCUUUGGUUUUGUUUAAGGGAUAUGUGUUUUAAGUUUGAAUAAUUCCUUUCUCACCUAAUCAGUGCCACGCUACAGUUGAUGCACUACACAGAGCACAUAUUGAUAUUGAUAUUACUUAGUUUAAGAAACCUUGGUCAUUACCACCACCAAAUUAGCUCUGGUUCUUGAACCAGCUCCGUUCAGAAUUCUUGAAACCGUGGUGCUAUCUUAUGAACCAGCCCACGUUUCCAGCAGUUUUGAGUGGAACCCUUGCAAUCAUGGACCACAGGCUGGGAAAUUAACUUGUGUAAAUGUGAACAUUUACCAACCACUAAUUGAUAAAUGUUCAAAUUUACCAGCCACUCAAUAGUAAAUCAUUAUUUUAUGUCUGAAAUCUACCGGCCACUUUCUUAUUUUACCAGAAUUUGGCUGGUGGCUGGUGCUAAUUUCCCACCCUGAUGCAUCAGCAGUUCUCCAUCCUCUUUUUCAAAUAUGUAGAAUAUGACAUGCCAUCACAGUUUGCACCUCAGGUCAAGAAAAACCUGUAAUUUUUUGGUUCCAGCUGGGAACCAACUUUUCGGGUUCCAAAUGAUUUAUUUUUGGUCAGAAUGCCCUGAACAGUUCAAACUUAGAUGCGUGAACCGGGACGUAACCUGUUCUGUGUUUGUGGAAACGGGGUAUGUGGGGCUAGAGCUAGCACCUUAUGGCAGGAUUUAUUUAGUUAUCUUAUGUUACUCCAGUUUAUAAAUCUGUGUUUUAUCAUGGAGGAUCUCAGAUCCUUUAGCACCCUUCUGAACACACAUUAUUCCUAAUAUCCACUGUUACUCUGCACUGUAAAUUCUAAUAACAUUUGAAUUAAGGUAAUGUACAGUAUGUAUGCAGUCCUGACUAUAGGAAUAACCAAUUACUUACUUUGCUUUGCAUUCACCUCCUCUGCUUUGUAUAGCUUGUAUAGUUGUAAAUAGUUUCAUGAUUGAAAUCAAUGCAAUUUAAUUUUAUGUGAUUUCCUCCAAUAGGGCUGAUCAGCUUGUUCACUAUCUUUGCUAGAUACACUGAGGUAAUGGAAGGGCCUUACACACUGUAUUAACUUAUUCAUGCAAAGUAUUUGGCACUAACGUGUUUAUGUGUGUGAGAGAGUUUUUCCAAGGACUAUCAUAAACUAGUGUGUCUGUCAAUCACAUUUUCUUUGUUGUGCGAGAUAUACUGUGUCAUCAACAACCCACUCACUUCUGUUGCAGCCAUGGUCUUUCCACGACCAACAUUUAUUUUGUUGCACUUUUUUCUGCUGUGUUAUCAUUUGCUGUGCCUGUUUGUGUGUCUGUCUAUCACAUUUGGGAAUGUCUCAUUAGCUGCCUUUUGUUCUCCUUUAUCUUUGCAGUCUGAUUAUCUCGCACAGAAAUCAGACUGUGAAAUGAGUUGCCUUUGUUUUCUUGUUUUGUUCCCGUAUAUCCUCACAGCUCAUACAUUACUGAACUGAGUCUGCUCCAUGUGAUUCCUUUCAUGAUCUCUGUGUUAAAAUAUUAAUACUUGUAAAGAUACUUGGGCUCUUGCAACUUCCAAAAAAUGAAAAAAAAAAAAAUCACUUCAUGGAUACAUUCCCUUUAAAGCACCAUAUUCUGAAACUAAAGUGUUCAUUGGGGCGUGUGUGUGUGUGUGUGUGUGUGUGUGUGUGUUGCCAUCACACCAUGUUGUGGGACAGGCUUGUGAGGACCACAUAGGUGCAGGGUGCCUUCAUGACUGCCGGUGUCAAAAAGUGUUGUCAAAAUACUAACAGUGUCCUUCAUAAUUUUGAUACAUUGUCAUAGAUUAUCUUUGUCAUUUCCGUUGCCGUUGUUCAUAAUCUGUUGAUAGUUGGUGACGACUGUCUUCAUGUUACUGAAAUACAAAUAUGAUAAACUGA
Molecule: messenger RNA, 3317 nt
Organism: Lates calcarifer (barramundi perch)
Lineage: Eukaryota; Metazoa; Chordata; Actinopteri; Centropomidae
Gene: mtx3
Product: metaxin 3
Exons: 9
Coding region: 59-982 (307 amino acids)
Biological process (GO): mitochondrion organization
Cellular component (GO): SAM complex
Source: RefSeq, a predicted model, not a curated record